GUGCUUUUUCAAUCCAAAAUAGUGUUUUAUAAAAUUUGACGUUAUGAAAAUCGAAGAAAAUCCACGCUACAAGGCAAAAUUAGAUAGAGAUAAUGCAAAGAGAGCUGAAAGGGAUGCUGCAAACGCUGAAGGAUAUGACAGCUCGAAGCCGCCCAGUGAUGGGCCGCAGAGGCCACCCAAACGCAAAGAAGGCAAAAAAUACCUGAAAACAACUGAAGAGCAACAGAAUUCAUCAUUUGAGAAAAUAGCAACGAUUUUGUCCUACCUUAUCAUAGUGAUCACCUUCCCGAUCUGUUUAUUUUUUUGUUUUACAGUUAUAAAGGAAUAUAAGCGAGCUGUAUUUUUUCGCCUAGGCCGAGUGAGGAAGGGCGCACGUGGGCCGGGUCUGGUAUGGUUUUUGCCUUGCAUCGAUAACUACAUACUUGUGGAUCUUCGCACCAGAGUCGAGGUGAUUCCGACUCAGGAGAUGCUCACUAGAGACUCUGUGACGAUAAGCGUCGAUGCAGUACUCUUCUAUUAUAUCGAGGGUUCACUGCACGCAACUCUGCAGAUCUCCAAUGUGCACGAAUCCUCAAUUUUCAUAGCACAGACAACGCUCCGAAAUAUUGUGGGCUCUAGGACCCUUCAUGAACUGUUAACCUCUAGGGAAUCUCUAUCUGAGACGAUUGGAAACGCCGUGGAUCAUGCUACUGAGAAAUGGGGUGUGCGAAUCGAGCGAGUUGCGCUAAAGGAUAUUAACCUGCCGGAAAGCCUCCAACGAUCGAUGGCCAGCGAGGCAGAGUCACUGAGAGAGGCACGUGCUAAGAUCAUAUCUGCAGAGGGCGAGGUCUUGGCCUCGCAAUCACUGAAGGAAGCAUCUGAUGUGAUGUCUGAAAACAAAAUAACCCUUCAAUUGCGGCACUUGCAGAUCUUAACAUCGAUAGCUCAUGAGCGGAAUCUUACGAUAUUGUAUCCAUUCCCAAUGGAUAUGAUGGCGCCGUUUCAAGGCGGUGGUUCAAAAAAAGCUAAGCAAGAAAAUGACCCACCGGUAAAUGCUUUUGAAUCACUUAUUUCAUCGGUUGUUCAGCCAGUUGUUUGGAAUAAGCACGAUCAAAUGUCUAAAGAAAUUGAGACAAAGCCAACUGCAGAGCCACAAAAUUUAGCUGAAGAGCAAGCAAAUCCAACAAAGAAAAUUGAGCAAGUUUCUGAUUCGAUAUUAUUUAUUGACAAAGAGCGACCAAAUUCAACUAAAAAAACGGACCAUAUUUCUGAUUCGAUAAUAUAUGUUGACAAGAGAGCAGAUAGGGGAACCCAGAGCUAAGUCCCACAUAAAUUGGGAAAACCUAAAUAAAAUUUAAGUUAGUGAUUUCACCGAGAUGAUCAAUCCUUAUCCUGUGAUUAUAUUAAUUGUUUGUAUCUUGCCAAAGUUAUUUUAAAUAAACGAGGGUGGAUUAUUUUAA
This is a messenger RNA of Drosophila grimshawi, 1439 nucleotides long. RefSeq names its product band 7 protein AGAP004871. Gene Ontology annotation, cellular component: plasma membrane. The coding region runs from base 44 to 1300 and encodes 418 amino acids. The record is from RefSeq and is a predicted model, not a curated record. The transcript has 7 exons. NCBI's taxonomy places the organism in Eukaryota, Metazoa, Arthropoda, Insecta, Diptera, Drosophilidae.